AUGAUGGACAAGAACUCGCAUUAUGGAGUAAAUCCGGGCCACGACGAGGCUUCAAGUGCCUUGGACACCUUCGAUGGUGUGGAUGGUGCGGAAGACGACAGGUGUCGAUGUCGACCAGACCGCAAGGAGGGACGAUCUGUGCUGCCUGGUACAGGUCCCGCAAGUCUCGACAUUGUCGGCGCUUGUCUCAACACCGCAAGCUCUCAUUGCAGUCCGCAUGCGUCGGGCAGCGAUGCCUUGCCUAACGGGAAUCCGGGGACUUUACCAUGCUUUGAGGGUGCUUGGAUGAGGGUCCGUCGGUCAGGCGGAGAGUGGGACAGGUUGGAUCAAGAUCCUACUUGUUGCAUGCGCUGGUUAACGCGAGACAGGUUGGAUCAAGAUCCUACUUGUUGCAUGCGCUGGUUAACGCGAGACAGGUUGCAGGAGUCCGGUGGGUUGCUUUGA
Monascus purpureus is the source of this 444-nucleotide messenger RNA. NCBI's taxonomy places the organism in Eukaryota, Fungi, Ascomycota, Eurotiomycetes, Eurotiales, Aspergillaceae. The record is from the annotation of a GenBank genome assembly.